AAACGAGACGCAGCGAAUACAACCGAGGUGGUUCUCGACAGUCGUCGAACAAGGAGGAAGUGGUGGGGGAACAAAUACAAAACCGUUGGAGGACUCGUUCGUCCACCCUAGCGAACAGAGAUUGCUUUUGCAGCGAUAGCCCUUUCCUGGCAUAGGACUCCCACUCCCACACAUACCUCGCAAACCCUGUACCAAUCGAGUCCCAGGGAGAAAAGCUCGCCUUCCCACGGGGGCAAUUGCGUCGCGUCGAAACGAACACAUCCACCUUCACCCAAAAACACUCUUGAUACUGGUUAUGUGUGGCUCAAAAAGCAAAAGAUAAAGAUGAACCCCACGCCAACAUACACACACAACCUCUCCCUAAAAUGGGCCGAACACGGCCGCCCACCGCUAGUCGGUCUCCUGCAGCAAUGGCGGCAGAGCGAGGCUUCAAAGACUGGACAUGAAGGGGAUGGAAGGGUGGGCACGCGGUCGAUUUUUGCCAGGGUUUUUGUUGAUGGGGACGGUGUUAGUGGGGAUGGGGAGGAGGUGGGGAAGGAGCUCCCCCCCACCGUCCUCGACACCCUCCUCAACCUCGUCAGCGCCUCAACCCACUACGACAGCGCAUCGAAAGCUUAUGGCAUCGUGCAUCGGUCUUACGCUCAUAUAGACAAAUCGCCCGCCCAAACCCUCUCCAACGUCCCAACAACCUCAGCCCUAAUCUCAUUCCUCUCCCGCUGGACCUACCCCACCUCCUCCAACAUCCCCCCAGCCGCCGACACGGACCAAAUCACGCCCCACAUUGCGCACCAAGCAAUAUCAACAGCGGAAUUCGCGCGGGAUUGCGUGGGAAUCUUGAAUAUGUUGUCCGAGUCCGAAUUGGUUGAAGAGCAGAUGAUCAGCUUGGUAGCCUGUUUCGCGCACUGGCUCGAAACCUUCCCCGAGCCGCAUCUUCUCCAAAUCAUGCCCGAGAUACGGAAGUGGUUGUCGAUACGUACGUUUGCAUUUCCAUCUCUUCUUUCGUGUCGCACUUGCCUUCUGAGUCGGGGUCUGUGCGCUGACGGCCGUGGAUUGUUUCAUAGCACACUAUGCAAAACUUUUCGCGGACCGGCACAGCUUGCACCCGCUAACCCGUCUCAUCGACCCGUUCAUCCGCUGCUCCUCCUCCGACGCGCUCCAAAUCCAUGUCAUCGAGAUGUUGACCGAUAUGCAACGGUGUGAUGUAUCCGCCGAGCAGUUUGCGCAAUGCAGUAUCGUGGAUGUACUUAUCCGAUUAUGGUCGCAAACCCCAUCCGAACCCGUCAUACAUGCCAUCAUCGACCUCAUGCUCUUGCUUUCAGCCGACGAUAUCCUGACGCCGAACCAAAGCCUCUAUACCCUCCCACUCCUCUCCAAACGCCUCCUGCAACCCCACCUCCUCUCAACCUCCCCCCCUCAACAACUCACGUUACUCAAACUCAUUGGUCGGUUGGGAAGUAUCGCGCACACAACUGGGAUACCUCCACAUCUGAAAACUCGGAUAGGGGCUUUGUUGAGGGGUGU
This is a messenger RNA of Fimicolochytrium jonesii, 1521 nucleotides long. RefSeq lists its product as uncharacterized. Lineage: Eukaryota; Fungi; Chytridiomycota; Chytridiomycetes; Spizellomycetales; Powellomycetaceae. Bases 325 to 1200 code for a protein of 291 amino acids. The transcript is spliced from 7 exons. The record is from RefSeq and is a predicted model, not a curated record.